Molecule: messenger RNA, 651 nt
Organism: Anastrepha obliqua
Lineage: Eukaryota; Metazoa; Arthropoda; Insecta; Diptera; Tephritidae
Gene: Cpr11B
Product: larval cuticle protein LCP-17
Exons: 3
Coding region: 1-651 (216 amino acids)
Cellular component (GO): chitin-based extracellular matrix
Molecular function (GO): structural constituent of chitin-based larval cuticle
Source: RefSeq, a predicted model, not a curated record
AUGAAGCAGCGUCUUAUUGGAACGGUCGUGUUUUGCAUGUUAUUUGCUACUGUUAUGAGCCUUCGCCAGCCUUCAAUGAAAUAUCUACCGCCUGGUAACGUUGAAGAAUAUAAAAGUUCUAAUGCCCCAGUUCCAUCGCCUCAGUAUUUGGCACCUCAGAGGGGAAAAAUUUUGCACUAUAAGGCAGUCAGCAGUGCGGCUAGUUCGGCCGGAUUUGAACGCCGUUUUAGUAAUGGACUUAAACAAAAUUUGGCUGCGGCGCGAAUACCUAUAAUCAGACAAGAUUAUACAACCGAUACCAGUGGAAAUUAUAAUUUUGGAUUCGAAACUGCGAAUGGGAUUCAGCGCGAUGAAUCGGGUGAUAUCUACGACAGGCCACACAGCUCACUGAGCGUGCAGGGAUCUUAUUCUUAUACAGGUGACGAUGGCCGUACAUACACCGUUAAUUAUAGGGCCGAUGAGAAUGGAUUCCAUGCUGAGGGUGAUCAUUUACCAACAUCUCCGCCUGUACAUAAUCAAAGUGGUGGGAGAAGUUAUCGGAUACACGGUGGUUCGACAACCGGUAGCCGAGGCUUCCAAAGUAAUAUGAAUUCGUAUUCGCCGUCAAAUCGGUAUCUACCGCCUCAACGCCAGUACUCAAAGCGGCAUUAG